Trichoderma asperellum CBS 433.97 is the source of this 1527-nucleotide messenger RNA. RefSeq lists its product as uncharacterized. NCBI's taxonomy places the organism in Eukaryota, Fungi, Ascomycota, Sordariomycetes, Hypocreales, Hypocreaceae. The record is from RefSeq and is a predicted model, not a curated record. Gene Ontology annotation, molecular function: heme binding; oxidoreductase activity, acting on paired donors, with incorporation or reduction of molecular oxygen; iron ion binding.
AUGAUAUCUCAACUCUAUGAGACAUCUCCUGGCCUAUUGGCUGUGGGAGUUGCAUUAUCAUUGGCCACUAUGGUCGUUUUCACUUUUCGCUUAUGGGGUGAAUUCGUUGGAAAUGCCAUCCUCAGCACGUUCAAUGGCGGUGUCUUGUCAACGGGACGAGCGGCUCCUGGUCCUAAGUGGCAGUGGCCUAAUGGCCAGUUUGCAGACAAAUUCUUGAAUGGCGCUGCAAGAUCAGAAGAAUGGAGAAAAUACGGGCCUGUUUACAGGAUUUGGGCAGGUCCUAAGCCAGAGAUUGUACUCACGACUCCCGAAGAUCUUAAAGUUUUCCAUACAGACUCUGAUAAACACUUCAAGCCUAAAGAUGGCAACUUUGGCUGGUUUUUUGACCAAGUUCUGGGCCGUUGUGUUGGCCUUCUUUCACUGGAUGAAUGGAAAAAUAUGCGACGAGUUGUUGAUCCCUCCUUUACUCACGGCGCUACUGUUAAACGUAUUAGUGUCACAGAAGCAGAUGCCAAAAGUUUUGUGGAAAACUUGCAUACAAUUUCGAAUGAGGGAGCUGAGGUAGCAAAAGCCAAAGGCCGGUUUACUGUUCCUGCUAUGGCAGCAUUCAUGAAGUUUCCCUUCAUUUUUACAGCCGAGGUUGUCUACGGAAAUAUGAAUGAAGCUGAGAAAGAAGAACUCUGGGCGAUUGCAGAGAAGCGUCAGGCACUGUUGCCUUUCUUUUUUAAGGGGAGCUUCUAUCGUACCUCGUACUUGAAAUGGUUUGACCGACCAGCCUACAACCAGCUUCAGGAAUUUUUAAAUUCUUGGGCCGAAUUCAAUACUCGUAUGGCUAGGUCUCGACGAGAACAAGCUCUUCCUGUUCCGAUUGUUAAAUACUGGGACGAGUAUCUCCAAGGAAAUAUUACUUUGGAACAGGUAACACAUACUCUGGAUGAAAUGCUCUUUGCGAACCUUGAUGUAACCACCCACGUCCUUACAUGGGCCAUCACUCUUAUCGCCGAUCAUGAAGGUGCUAAGAAAGAGCUUCGAGAAGAGAUUGAAGCUCAUAAAGACAAUCUUCAAGAGUAUAUUACCAACGUCAAUACUCACCUGCACCGAUGCUACUAUGAAUCUUUACGAUUGAGGCCUAUCGCAGUCUUCAGUAUCGGUGAGAGCGCUCCAAGUGUUAAGAACUUCCGUGGUAUACACGUAAAGCCAAAUACUAUGGUGCUUGUGGACACAUACGCUAUCAACGUUCGCAAUCCAUUCUGGGGCCCCAACAGUGAAGAAUAUGACCCGAGUCGAUUCAAGAACGUCAAAUCCACAGAUUUACGGUACAACCUCUUCGUUUUUGGAUUCGGUUACAGAAAAUGCUUAGGGCAGUACUUGGCAGGACACAUGGUGAAAGCUAUCCUUGUACACCUGUUCUCUCAGUACGAAGCCGUUAUCAUCGAUGGAAGGAAAGGAAAAUCCGAUUACGAUAUUGAUAAAACCACCUGGGUUCCCGUCGCGGAUGUUACCGUCGAGCUAACUAAGCUGCAGUAA